Penicillium odoratum is the source of this 513-nucleotide messenger RNA. RefSeq lists its product as uncharacterized. NCBI's taxonomy places the organism in Eukaryota, Fungi, Ascomycota, Eurotiomycetes, Eurotiales, Aspergillaceae. The transcript has a single exon. Bases 1 to 513 code for a protein of 170 amino acids. The record is from RefSeq and is a predicted model, not a curated record.
AUGCUCAGCUCGAUCCUAGACUGUAUCUUCGGAACUCAAGCAGAUGACGCUCCAUCCCCCACCUCGGCACGAUCCCCCGAAUCCAUCGCUUCAGAUAUCGUCACCAAGAUCCUGAACGCCGAAUCUCCCGAAUUACUCAAAAAACAGCUGAAAGAUGAGAUUUUGAUAAAUGGAUGGUCCGAAGCUAUCGCGAAGGCUAUCCUAGAAGGCUUGAAGACUGCAGUCAAAGCCGGCACGGAAAUGGCACAGGCGGCUGCUGACGCGGCGGCCAAGUGCAAAGAUGCCGCUAUCGGCUUUGCGACCGAGCAUCCUGUAUACGCUACGUUGAUUGCAUUUGGUAUCCUGGCUUUGUUGAUGCCGUGGGCUCUAGAGAUUCUUGGGUUUGGGGAGUUGGGCCCGAUUGAGGGGUCUUUUGCGGCUGGUUGGCAGAGAGCGUAUGCGGGGUAUGUGCCUAAGGGGGCUUUGUUUGGGUAUUUCCAGAGACUGGGGAUGAAGUGGCAUUGGACUGUUUGA